Messenger RNA from Clupea harengus (Atlantic herring), 1446 nucleotides. It is a transcript of the gene histh1l1, whose product is annotated as histone H1 like1. The record is from RefSeq and is a predicted model, not a curated record. Lineage: Eukaryota; Metazoa; Chordata; Actinopteri; Clupeiformes; Clupeidae. Gene Ontology annotation, biological process: nucleosome assembly. Gene Ontology annotation, molecular function: DNA binding; structural constituent of chromatin. Gene Ontology annotation, cellular component: nucleosome.
UACGAAAGAAGAAGUCUUGCUUGUCGUGAUGUUUUCUUUAACGGUUCAACCUUUUAGCAAGAAGCAAGUAUUCCUCAGAAAAUGAAGAAUAAAAAAGAUGAGUCAUUGGGUAUGUAGGCCUACACAAUGUGACGAAUUAUGUUGAUGCCAAAAAACGUUUACUGACGUGACUAUAUAGCAUCCCAAGCUAGGUAUGCCUUACACCAAUAAUUAACGUUAGCAUAUAAACUGACGGGCAAGACUGCCAAGUGAAGGCACCUGGAGUUUUUGCGUUUCUAUGUAAAAUAGACCCCGGUAUAAGGUUUGCUAUUUGUGGCGCUGAAAGACACCUACGUUCUGUGCGGGUCUACAGGUGUAUUACUUACUUUGUUGAUGUAAAUUAGAUGAGUUUUUUUUUGUCAAGAGAAAACACAACUGAAGCUCUUUCUGCAAUGAAUUGGGAGACCGAAUAAAGGUUGAGUCUAUAUGGUCCUCAACAUAUAUUUAAGUUCCGCCUUUCCGGCAGUUGCGUAAACAUUGACUUUGGGAACGCGAAGGAGGGGCUUACGUUGCAUUGUUUAUAUUUAUUGAUACGGAAUGGCAGAAGCUGCACCUGUCCCACCUGCUGUACCUGCCAAAGCUCCAAAGAGGAAGUCCACAGCAAAACCUAAAAAGUCCGGCCCGAGCGUGUCGGAUCUAAUUUUGCAAUCGGUUGCAACAUCAAAUGAGCGCAAAGGAGUUUCCCUCGCUGCCUUGAAGACAUCGUUGGCUGCAGGAGGCUAUGAUGUUGAAAAGAACAAUUCAAGAGUGAAACUCGCGUUGAAGUCCUUGGUGAAAAAAGGGGCGCUCGUGCAGACCAAAGGCACUGGCGCGUCUGGGUCAUUCAAACUGAACAAAAAGGCAGAAACCAAAAAGCCCUAAAAAAAAGUCACAGCUAAAGUCAAGAAGCCAAGUGCUAAGAAAGCUGUCUCAAAGGCACCUAAACCGAAAAAGGCGGCGAAGAAACCCGCUCUGAAGAAGUCUUCCAAGAAAGUCAAGAAGCCAGCACCUGCCAAAAAAACAGUGAAAAGUCCCCAAAAAGCCAAGAAAGUUGAAGUGAAGAAAGUUACUUAGAGUCCUAAGAAGGCCAAAGCAGUCAAGCCGAAAGCAGAAAAGGCAAAGAAAGCACCAGUAAAGAAGAAGUGAAGUAAAGAGUUGUAUCAGGAGUUAUAUCAUGUCUGGUGCGUUGACGCAUGGGUUUCUAUUUUUGUACAGUUAUUUAUGGGAUUUAUGCAGCAGUAAAACAUUACCACUGGACUGUUAUGAAAUGGCAUUUCAUUGCUAUUGUGAAUAGGCCUUUAUCCGUUAUUAUUGUUAUGUACAGUAGCUAGUGUAUUUAUCACUUAAGUAAUAGUUCUAAUGUCUCUGACUGGAAACAAAUUGAAUUUGGCAAAUUAUUUUUUCUUUAUUAAAAGGUCAGCAUGUGAA